Volvox carteri f. nagariensis is the source of this 807-nucleotide messenger RNA. RefSeq lists its product as uncharacterized. The transcript has 6 exons. The record is from RefSeq and is a predicted model, not a curated record. NCBI's taxonomy places the organism in Eukaryota, Viridiplantae, Chlorophyta, Chlorophyceae, Chlamydomonadales, Volvocaceae. Gene Ontology annotation, cellular component: Golgi apparatus. The coding region runs from base 53 to 655 and encodes 200 amino acids.
GCUGGGACACGUAUUUCACAUUUAGUCAUAUUUUGCUUGUAAACUUUCCAUCAUGGCCCAGCCAGGCGUUGCCUCGCCUGCGAGUGUGGGCUCCCCUGUGCCAACGGCAAUGCAUAUGGUUAUAGUGACACGACUUAAAGAUUAUGUCUCAAGUAUUGUAAAGCAGAGGAAACCCUGGAACGAGGUUGUGGACAGGACGGCUUUCUCGAAGCCAGGCAGCGUGGCCGAGGCCACGUCACGGUUGCGCAAGAAUGCGGCCUAUUUUAAGGUCAACUACUUGAUCGUCAUGGUGCUUACCACGGCUGCAACCUUCAUCAUGCAUCCUGGCUCCCUAUUAGUGCUGGGAUUCAUAGCGGCGGCCUGGGUGUACCUGUUUAUGAUCCGGACAGCACCGCUGCAGUUGGGCGGACGGACGAUCAGCGACCGAGAGAAGCUCAUCGGUAUGUCUGCCCUGACCUUCAUUACUAUUUUCUUCCUGACGAGCGUGGGGACUGUCUUCUUCUCUGCACUCAGUCUUAGCCUGGCAGUCAUCGCAGCUCACGGCGCGUUCCGUGAGCCGGAUAACUUGUUCAUUGAUGACGGCGAGACCCAGCAAGGCCUCUUCAACAUGUUUACUGCACCAGCCGUGCCGACGACACUAGCAACGACGGUAUAGAGCAAUUCAGCCAAUGGGUGCACGUGGGGGGGUGCGUGCAGCAGGAUCCUUGACAGCAGCUAGAGGAAAUUUCACGCUGCGUCAUAGGUUAAUCUUGGGAAAAGCUGCUGUGCAAGGGCUGGAUACCCGCCUGCCUGCUCUGGACAGUGGGU